CAGCUUUGCAGGCCAAUUUACCCGGGUCAGCUUCCUUGGCGGCGGGCUCCUGGGCCCCAUCCUGCCAGCGCCCCCGAGGAGUUCCUUCGCUGCACACCGACGGGGCUCUCGACAUCAGCAGCUGGUCCACCCAAAGGUCCUACAGAUGACCAGGAUCUGAGAAUUUGUCUCCAAAGCCUUUUCAGAUAACCCACAAAUCCUCUCCUGGGGCAGGAGUAGCUGAACCUGAUCAUCUCGAUGCCUAAAAACAGCAAAGUGACACAGAGGGAACACAGUAAUGAGCCUGUCACAGAAUCAGUGGCAGAUUUAUUGGCCCAUCAAGAGCCUGUGGACUACAGGCACAGUGUCUUAAACGUAGCUGCCGAGAACUGGAACAAACAGCAGGAUGGAGAGGGAGCUGACGAGGAGAGGCCAGCAUGGAAUAACAAGAUAGAGUACAUUCUGGCUCAGAUUGGCUACUCUGUGGGGCUGGGGAACGUCUGGCGUUUUCCAUAUUUGUGUCAAAAGAAUGGUGGAGGUGCCUACCUUGUCCCAUAUUUGAUACUGCUAAUCAUCAUUGGAAUCCCUCUCUUUUUCCUGGAAUUAGCUGUGGGUCAGAGGAUCCGCAGGGGCAGUAUAGGAGUGUGGAAUUAUGUCUGUCCUCGGUUGGGGGGCAUUGGAUUCGCCAGUUGCCUUGUUUGCUUGUUUGUCGGGCUCUAUUACAAUGUGAUCAUAGGGUGGAGCAUCUUUUACUUUUUUAAAUCCUUCCAGUAUCCUCUGCCAUGGAGUGAGUGCCCCAUCACAAAAAAUGGCACAGUGUCUGUUGUGGAACCAGAAUGUGAAAAAAGUUCUGCCACUACUUAUUUCUGGUACCGUGAAACUCUGGAUAUUUCCAACACUAUUUCAGAGAGUAGUGGCCUGAACUGGAGAAUGACCAUAUGUCUACUAAUAGCUUGGAGCAUUGUGGCCUUGGCAAUGAUCAAAGGCAUCCAGUCCUCUGGGAAGGUGAUGUAUUUCAGUUCCCUCUUUCCUUAUGUGGUACUCAUUUGCUUCCUGGUGCGGGGUUUGCUCUUAAGGGGAGCAGUAGAUGGAAUCCUGCACAUGUUCACUCCCAAGCUUGAUAAGAUGUUGGAUCCUCUGGUGUGGCGAGAAGCAGCCACACAGGUCUUCUUUGCCCUAGGCCUGGGCUUUGGUGGAGUUAUUGCAUUCUCCAGUUACAAUAAACAGGACAAUAACUGUCACUUUGAUGCAGCCCUUGUGUCCUUAAUCAACUUCUUCACCUCAGUCUUGGCCACCUUGGUAGUCUUUGCUGUGCUGGGCUUCAAAGCCAAUGUCAUGAAUGAGAAGUGUGUGAUUGAGAAUGCUGAGAAGAUCUUGGGUUAUCUGAACCACAAAAUCCUGAGCCAUGACCUUAUUCCACCCCACGUGAACUUUUCUCAUCUCACAGCCAAAGACUACAAUGAGAUGUACCAUGUGAUCAAGACGGUAAAAGAGGAUCAUUUCCAAGAUCUGGGCCUGGAUCCUUGUCUACUAGAAGACGAGCUGAACAAAUCAGUUCAGGGAACUGGCCUUGCAUUCAUAGCUUUCACAGAAGCAAUGACCCACUUUCCAGCUUCUCCUUUCUGGUCAGUGAUGUUCUUUCUGAUGUUGAUAAACCUGGGCUUGGGGAGCAUGAUUGGGACCAUGGCUGGCAUCACCACCCCCAUCAUUGACACUUUCAAAGUGCGCAAGGAAGUAUUAACAGUUGGCUGCUGCAUCUUUGCCUUCUUUGUUGGGCUGAUCUUUGUGCAACGUUCUGGGAACUACUUUGUCACAAUGUUUGAUGAUUACUCGGCUACGUUACCACUCACUUUGGUGGUUAUCCUGGAGAACAUUGCUGUGGCUUGGAUUUACGGUACCAAGAGGUUCAUGCAAGAACUAACAGAAAUGCUGGGUUUCCGGCCUUAUCGGUUUUAUUUCUACACAUGGAAGUAUAUCUCCCCCAUCUGCAUGGCUGGCCUAAUGGCAGCCAGCAUCAUUCAAUUAGGACUCCAUCCACCAGGUUAUAGUGCCUGGAUCAGAGAAGAGGCUGCUGAGAAGUUUCUCUAUUAUCCACCAUGGGCUACAGCCAUCCUUGUCUCAUUGAUCAUCCUGGCCACCCUUCCUCUUCCAGUCAUCUUCAUCUUACGCCAAUUCCAUCUGAUAUCCGAUGGCUCCAAUGCUCUGUCAGUAACAUAUAAGAAGGGACGAAUGAUGAAGGAUAUCUCCAACUUAGAUGACAAUGAUGAGACACGUUUCAUCUUGAGCAAAGCACCCAGUGAGGCUCCGUCUCCAAUGCCUACACAUCGUUCCUACUUGGGCCCAGGAAGUACAUCCCCUCUGGAGAUGAGCACUGUUGCCAAUGGACGCUAUAGCAGUGAUUAUCUUAUGGCUACAACUCCUGAAUCUGAACUGUAAUAAUCAACAAACAUCCCGCCCCCCUGCUUCCAGAGCAAAGGAGAAGAGGUCUUAGAGGAGGAACCAGUGCUUUAGAUAUCUUUUCCAGAAUUUACAGGAGUCACGGCCAGAUGAUGAUAGCAAAGUUUAACUGGGAAUAGGCCCUCCUCCUGGCAAGUUCCAGGCAAAAUAGUGGAAUCCUCCUCAAUGAAUACUACUACUGCUGCUGCUGCUAUUACUGCUAUUACUACUACUAAUAAUAAUAAUAAUAACAUUGCAAUAAAUUUUAUGAGCAUAAGGAAAAAUUCACCAACCAGUACUGAAAAACACAAAUCACUCAUGCUCAUGCAACCAGAGACUAGCCAAGGGAACAAAAUCAGGCAACAGCUAAAAGAAAAGGAUUCAGAUUUCCUGGAGCCCUCUCCUUGCCCAUCCCUUUUCUCUAGUUGGGAGAAGAGAUUGCCUCAGCACACUGAUCUAUGUAACACCACUAUUCAUAGCACAACCAGGCUUAAUUUGUUGAUAUGGAUUCUACCAGCCCACCCGUGGUUCUGCAAAUUGGUAAUACUCUAGCUCCAUGGUAAACACAUUGUACAAGUCUGGGCCAAGAUAUAUUUUAUGUCGACAAUGCAGUACAAUGCUUGGCAAUGGCAUCGUGUGAAAUCAGCCACAUCAUUGCUUCUGUUGGAUCAAAAACUGUAAGCACUGAGGAGAUCUUGUUUCAGUGAAGUUUGCAUUGGUGUGAUCACGAAUGUUGCUCACAGUGUUCCCCUACCAAAAGCUGGUUCAUGUAGUGAUGCAAAUGCUAAUAUGUGCACAUGUGCCAUGUGUGUAGGUUAGAAUCAAAACUCUAUAGAUCUCAUUUUUCUAGAAUUCAUGAUGUCACUCCUGAGAUUAUCUGCAUAAUUCCAACAAGGCUUUGACAUUAUAUAUUUUCAUAAUGAAAACUCUUCUAGUAGUAGCUAUUCUCUAGAGAUUGUGGAGGGCAUGCUCUCACAUUAUCAGGUUUUGAGAUAUUAAAAGCACAUUAGAAAGUACUAAAUCACAGACUGCACAUUUUCUUUAAAGCAAGCACUAGUGCUUUGGAGUAUCACAUUUUCUGCACGAAGUGGGAAGAAAAUGUAAUACUUCCUCCAGAUAGUGACUUAUUUACCACAUGGAAUGUUGUUAUGCACAUGGCAUAGUCAUGUGUUGGCCAAAGUUUUUGACAUUAUUAAUGGCUAGUGACACAGCUCUGGCUUACUGCUCAGUCACAUUCAGUUGCAGACUCGGACAAGCUGUGCCAUUAUUAUAAGCUAUGUUUUAAAGUUUUAUAUCAUCAUCAUCAUCAUCAUCUUAGUUGCUUAGAGAUUGUGCACAUCUGCUUGGCAAAUCAUAUGUGGGAGUACACACAUAGUGAGCAUCUUUAAAAAGUUACCCAGGUAUGCCACAUAAUUUUCCAAUCUUUCUUAAGUUUAUAUAUAUAUGGAGACACACACACGCCCACCCCCUCUUUCAUGGAACAUGCAGCUAGAGAUUUUGUUGUUGUUGUUGAAUUGUCACCUUGUGAGAUCAUACAGUAGUUAAUGUGUGAAAAGAACAUCUGAGGGAAAGAGCUGUGAUGUAGUAGCAACGGACAUGUUAAGCAUGCCGAAGGUCCCAGGUGCAAUCAGAAGCAUCUCCAGUGAAAGGAACUCUAGCAGCAGGGCUGUAAAAAUGCUUCGCUUUGGAGAGGCCCUGCUAGUUGGUGUGCACAAUAGCAGAUGAAAUAAGCCAGUGGGCAUCAGGAAGCUGCCCUCUAUGCUUUGAAUGUUCAGGCAGAGCUGGAAGUAUUAAAGUGUCUAUGAAUGGAUGUUAUAAAAAAUGGGCAUGGCUAAAUUUCCUUCGUUUCCCUAGCUCUACUAGAGGAGUCUUAUAGGAAUGAACACAGGAAACCGAAGCUCUGUGCAUUUUCAUGUCCAUGGGAUCAGGUUCUCAUGAACAAAUCUUCGUAGGCUUAAGCUGGGGAAAUUCCUGGCUCAAGAAGUGCAUGCCUGUAACAAACAGCUGCGAGUAGUGGGCCAUUUUAGGGCUGGUGCAUACAAACAGGCAAUCCUGUAGAGACCACUUUAUGUGGUUUUCCAUGGAAGCAGACCGCAGCUACUCCCUGCGGUACAGAUAGAGUUAUUUUCUCCACUCCAGAAAAUAAAAAGGCGUGCUGUGGCACAGAGAAAAAAACCAUUCUGCACUUUGAAUCUCUGCACACAAACAGCUUGUUGAGACUCAGAUGAGAGAGCUAUUUAAAACCUCCACAUGGCAGCUAUUUCGUAUUCACCUGACAAAAGCACCAAGUACUUAUGUGCUGAAUCUCCUAGUGUCCUUUCCAUUAAGAAUUCUCUGCAGAAUCUAAGCACCCAGAAGCUACCUAAGCAUUUUCUGGGAGGAAAAAAAAUCCAGUUAGUAAGCCAUUCUAGAAAAAAAAAAAAGUAAAAUCCUAAUUGCAGAUGGAAAACUCCAUAUACUAACAUGUGCCUUGGUCUGGCUUUGCAAGAUUGUCUUCAGGCUCUUACCUUCAGAGUCCCCUUCCCAUAUAUGUUAAGGAGCCUAUUAGCCCCAAGCAAAGUAACAUAGGCCUGUUCCGCAUGAGUCUUUUACAACAUUCCCGCCAAAUGCUACAUUUUAUUGUUAGAAUUCCACAUGCUUUUUGACCCACUUGGUUCCAGCAAAGUUUCCACCUAACUUUUCCUCCAUUGUUUUCAUAAACACUUUUACUGUGACGGUUUUCCCAGAAAUUGUUUCCAAGCCAGCUUCCCUUGAGCCUCCAACCAUAUUGAAUCGGUGUUUAUUUCUCAACCUCUCCAAACAUGGGGCCUUUAUCCACACUCACAUGUAGUUGCCCAACUUUCCCUUGUUCAGCGAUUUCCCCCACCCCCUCCCCCCAUUUCCUUUUUUAUUUUUCUGAAGAUAGACUAGCAAUAGAGUGCUUCAAUGAAUGCACAGGUCAAUGCUACGCUAACUGUCCUUUUGCCGCAAUCAAAAACUAGGAUUGUGGAGAACACUUUGUCUUUCCCAUGCAUGCUGGAGUCCCAUGAGUGCUUGAGUCCAUGUCUGGACAGAAAGUGCUUGCAUACAUGGUACAGGUUGUUAAUUCAUCCCUUUUUGUAUUUUAAUCACCCUUUGAUCCUUCUGCAAAAUGCAAAAUGUAUUACAAAGCAGCAAACUGCAAAAGCAGAAGUUCUGCAUGGAAGAAAAUAAAAUAUGGCAUAUCCUCUCACAUGAAGCAGAAUAUCCAGCAGAAUUUCCUUUCCUCUGCUUUCUUCCCUUUCCCCCUUCUUUUCUUCAUUUCAUUCACCUUAGUUCAGUGAGAGUUUAAUUUUAUGGUGCCUUCAUAAUACAUUGUUGCUAAUAAAAAUCUGGUACUUCCAACGUUGUAAGCUACCCUGUUAAGGGGAAGGAUGGCCUAGAAAUCAAAUUAUAAAUAAAGUAAAUAUACAGUCAGAUUUGGUAUUCUGUUGCUGUGAACCAAAGAAGUCCACUGGAAUCAAAGAAGUCAAAGGGCUUCUACCAGCUGGAGAUUUGGUUUCACAGAUGUUUAGCAAGUGAUAUCAGCAGGUAAUGUUGUUUUGCUAUGUCUGUCUCAAAGGCAGAGCCACACAUUAUGCAUACAGUGGUAGCCUCUUGGACACCAUCUAGAGUUGCCAGGUGGAACCUGGAGAUCUCCCACAAUUACAACUGAUCUUCAGACUACAGGGAUCAAUUUCCCUGGAGAACUCUAUGGCAGGGUGGACUCUAUGGUAUUAUACCUUCCUGAAGCCCCUCCCAUUAUCCUCCCCAGUUCCCCACCAAAUCUCUAGGAAUUUCCCAGUACAGAGCUGGCAGUCUUAUGAAUACAGUUGUGUGAAGGAAAUGGACAGGAGGAUAUAUACUCUCACACUCACAGUCCCUAAAACAGAAAAGGAAUAUUGUUGAAGGCUUUCACGGCUGAAUUCAACUGCUUCUGGUGGGUUUUCCGGGCUGUGUGGCCGUGGCCGUGUAACAGACUUCCCUC
Messenger RNA from Sphaerodactylus townsendi, 6400 nucleotides. RefSeq names its product solute carrier family 6 member 17 (gene SLC6A17). Gene Ontology annotation, cellular component: synaptic vesicle; plasma membrane. Bases 238 to 2415 code for a protein of 725 amino acids. NCBI's taxonomy places the organism in Eukaryota, Metazoa, Chordata, Lepidosauria, Squamata, Sphaerodactylidae. The record is from RefSeq and is a predicted model, not a curated record. Gene Ontology annotation, biological process: proline transport; alanine transport; L-leucine transport. The transcript is spliced from 12 exons.